Messenger RNA from Cuscuta campestris, 2540 nucleotides. The record is from the annotation of a GenBank genome assembly. NCBI's taxonomy places the organism in Eukaryota, Viridiplantae, Streptophyta, Magnoliopsida, Solanales, Convolvulaceae.
UAUAAUACGGAGUAAAAAGAAGAGAGGUUUACCAGUAAUUUUGAAAAUCCCAUGAUUGUUCCUCUCUUUGUUCAUCUGCAGAAAUUUGAUUUCAAAAGAUAGAACGGAAAAAAAAAAGAGCAGAGAAUUGAUAAUCUAUCCUUGAUCAAGAACAUCUGCUUUGUGGCACAUGAAAUAGGAAGGGCCAAGAAGAAAUGGGUUCAUUGUAUGGGGAAGAAUCAAACAAUUAUCAAUGGAAUGAAGAAAUGGGUUCAUCAAAUGCACAUGAAGAUAAGAUCUUUGUUGCCAUAAGGGUAUUUGGGUGGGAUUGCUCCACAAUGCAAGUUUAUGAAGAAGCUGCUAAAAGGGUAGCUCUCACAGUCCUAACUGGAAUUAACUCAAGCGUCUUUGCCUAUGGCCAGACAAGCAGUGGAAAGACACAUACCAUGUCUGGGAUUACUGAGUUCGCCAUGGCUGAUAUCUUUAACUACGUAAAAAAGCACAAAGAAAGGCAAUAUAAACUCAAGUUUUCUGCUAUGGAGAUCUAUAAUGAGUCAGUCAGGGACCUCCUCAGCUCGGACAGUACGCCACUAAGGCUUCUAGAUGAUCCAGAGAAAGGAACAGUUGUUGAGAGACUUACAGAGGUGAUAGUGAGAGAUUUGGUACAUGUAAAGGAACUUUUGUCCAUCUGUGAAGCACAGAGACGAAUAGGAGAAACCUCUAUGAAUGAAACGAGCUCAAGGUCUCACCAGAUCCUGCGGCUGACUGUUGAAAGUUGUGCUACCCAAAUCUCUCGUUCUCAGAAAGAUAGCAUUUUAUCAGCUUCAGCGGAUUUUGUUGAUCUUGCAGGAAGUGAGCGUGCUUCUCAAACAUUAUCAGCCAAUGCUAGAACCAAAGAGGGCUGCCACAUAAACCGGAGUUUGCUUGCCCUAGGAACUUGUAUUCGUAAACUAAGUAAAGGAAGAAAUGGACACAUCCCAUAUAGAGACUCCAAGCUAACCCGUAUAUUGCAAAACUCACUAGGAGGGAAUGCAAGAACCGCAAUCAUAUGCACCAUGAGCCCUGCUCGCAGUCAGGCUGAGCAGUCAAGAAACACACUCAUGUUUGCAACCUGUGCCAAACAGGUCUCUACAAACGCCCAUGUCAAUGUAGUGAUGACCGAAAAGGCUUUGGUGAGACAGUUGCAGAGUGAAGUGGAAAGACUGGAAACUCAACUGAGAAACUUGGCUGCCUUUACAACUCCAGCAAUGAAGGAGAAGGAAGCUCUUAUUCAAAAGAUGGACUCUGAAAUCAGAGAGUUGAUGCGGCAGCGUGACAUUGCUCAGUCUUGGAUUUAUGAUUUGCUACAUUCAAGAUCAUGGGCUGAGACAAGUUCAGAAUAUCAUUCGGCAUCCGAAGCUUCAGAGACAAUCGAACCGUUUUGGUCAGAUAUUGCGUCUGGUGUAUCACAUUUUUCAGACUCAUUUGAUAGUUUUGCAGAGGUCCCUGAUGACCACUUUUUAUCGGAUGACACCUCUCCCAGUAUCUAUUUUGAUAAGUAUUUCGGUCCGGACCCAUGUAAGGGCUGGGAGAAUGCUACUCAUGAAUACCAUCAGAGUUUGGAAGAUAGCUGGAAGGAAGUCAAAUGCAUCGAAACCGAGUCCAGUUCAAGAAUCGUGGAUGCAACAAAUGAAACUGGAAAGGUAAAUAUUGUGAAAACACCUAAUGAAUCUGAAAAGGACAUAAACGGAAGGCAACAAGAAUGUGAUGAGAAGACUGGGCUCAUGGGCAUUCCUAGAAAUAUCGAAACAGGUUUCGCUACAAAAGUAAGCGAAGAUGUUAAAACUAUGCCUGAGAAGAAACACUGUGAUGAUACAAAAGAUGGCAAGGCUAAAUCUGAAAAGCAACUUUUCCAAUUGCUAUAUGAAGCAGAAGAAAUACACAGGGAAUUUGUAAAAUAUGCAUGUGAGGGUCUAUCUAUAGAAACCCGUUCACAACAAACUCUUCCCAACAGGGCAAUGGAAUUUGAGAGGAAGAUGAAAGAAAUAAUCGAGCUUUGGGAUGAAUGCUAUGUGCCACUCGUCCACCGGACCUAUUUCUUCCUUCUCUUUAAAGGAGACCCUUCAGAUAUGGUUUAUAUGGAGGUGGAGCUUCGACGUCUAUAUUAUCUCAAGAAUAGAUGGUCUCAAGGAGUUGAAGUCAUUAAAGAUGGUCAUGUCUUGACAAGGUCCGCAAGCAUCAAAGCAUUGAAGCAGGAGAGGAAGAUGCUAAGCAGGCAGAUGCGAAAGAAGUGCGGGAGAAGGGAGAGGGAGGCACUGUUCCAUAAAUGGGGCAUAGAUGCGAAAACACGGCAUAGAAGACGACAACUGCGCGAGCUGCUAUGGAAGGACACUCAAGAUAUGGAGCAUGUCCAGGAAAGUGCUUCCCUUGUUGCAAAACUAGUUGGGCUCAUUGAGCCAAGUAGUGCCCCUAAGGAAAUGUUUGGACUCAGCUUUGCCCUUCGACCUAAGAAACCUCGCAAGACAUUUUUAGGGUAUGUGUAGAAAGCAACAGUUUUGUUCUCAUAGUACAGUAGAAAUUAA